AUGGAACCAUUUCACUCUAUCCUCAAAAUCUACUACACAAUUCUUGCUAUCAUCGGAGUUCCUGUUAAUCUCAUGACGAUUGUGAUCCUAUCUCAGGGAAGAUGCGGUCUCUCAAUUUGUACAACUCGCUACCUGGUGUCUAUGACAACAGCGGAUCUACUGGUAAUUUUGACUACAGUCUUAUUAUAUCGGGGUAGUUCUUAUUAUUUCCCAGAAUCUUUUCUGCAAAUCACACCCAUGUGUCGUAUUACCUUUGUGCUGCUUUAUGCAGCCUCAGAAUGUUCUGUCUGGUUCACUGUCGCUUUCUCCUUUGAUCGAUUUGUGGCCAUUUGUUGCCAGAAGCUGAAAACAAAGUAUUGCACCAAUAAAAAUGUGGCUGUGAUUUUAUCAACGACCUGCAUUCUCAUCUGUUCUAAAAAUGUUGCAUUCUACUUCAGAUUUGAACCUGGGGAAAUAAUUGAUAAUAUUCCUUGGUUCUGUGAGGAAAAUCCAAACUAUUAUACAGCACCAGGUUGGGUGGCAUUUGACUGGUUUGAUAAAAUUUUUACUCCAUUGCUCCCAUAUGUCUUAAUUUUGUUGCUCAACACUUUGACAGUCAGACACAUUUUGGUGACUAGCCUAGUGCGUAAAGGAUUGAGAGGUCAAAGCAAGGGAGACGAUCACAAUGACCCAGAGAUGGAGAGCAGAAAGAAGUCGAUGCUAUUACUCUUCACCAUAUCUGGCAGCUUCAUACUCCUGUGGUUUUUAUAUGUUAUAUAUUUCUUAUAUUACAUAAUUGCUGGUCUAAAUCCCAAGAAUUACAGUGAUUUUUCAUAUAUCUUUGCAGAAGUUGCAGUUAUGCUGGUGGAUUUAAAUUGCUGCUCGAAUGCAUUUAUUUAUGGGGUGACUCAAUCCAAAUUCAGGGAGUGCUUCAUAAGUACGGUGAAAUAUCCUUUGAAGUUAGUUAUGAAAUCAAUUGAUAAACAAACGAAUUAA
Molecule: messenger RNA, 975 nt
Organism: Rhincodon typus (whale shark)
Lineage: Eukaryota; Metazoa; Chordata; Chondrichthyes; Orectolobiformes; Rhincodontidae
Product: probable G-protein coupled receptor 139
Exons: 2
Coding region: 1-975 (324 amino acids)
Biological process (GO): G protein-coupled receptor signaling pathway
Cellular component (GO): membrane
Molecular function (GO): G protein-coupled receptor activity
Source: RefSeq, a predicted model, not a curated record